AUCGACUAAGGUACAACGGGCGUGGCCACAGUCCUUCGUUUGCUACGUAAAUCCGCACAUGCGCAGUGUGGGCGUGGAAUCAGUCCUUUUUAUGCCUAGCGUUGGACGACUAGCAUCAAACGAGCAUCAAAAUGCAGCUGUUUUUGCGUGCGCAGAACACUCACACUCUUGAGGUGACCGGUGAGGAGACCGUUGGACAGAUCAAGGCCCAUGUCCAGGCUCUAGAGGGUCUCCUGGUUGAGGAUCAGGUACUUCUGCUCUCUGGGUGCCCGCUGGAGAAUGAUGCUUCCCUGGCAUCCUGUGGUGUGUCCGAGCACUGCACCUUGGAGGUAGCUGGCAGGCUGCUGGGAGGUAAGGUCCACGGAUCUCUUGCCCGUGCCGGAAAGGUCAGGGGACAGACACCCAAGGUUGACAAGCAGGAGAAAAAGAAAAAGAAGACUGGCCGUGCCAAGCGUCGCAUCCAGUACAACAGACGCUUUGUGAACGUUGUGCCCACUUUUGGAAAGAAGAAGGGACCCAACGCUAACUCCUAAGUGCUUUUUUAGCCAAAAGGAGAAACGAGGCCACCACCCAUCAUUUUUCACCAAGUUAAAUGUUAUCCUGUACAGAAUAAAAGGUUUGGCUUGGAAUAAG
Messenger RNA from Betta splendens (Siamese fighting fish), 633 nucleotides. It is a transcript of the gene faua, whose product is annotated as FAU ubiquitin like and ribosomal protein S30 fusion a. Gene Ontology annotation, cellular component: ribosome; cytosolic small ribosomal subunit. Gene Ontology annotation, biological process: translation. Lineage: Eukaryota; Metazoa; Chordata; Actinopteri; Anabantiformes; Osphronemidae. The record is from RefSeq and is a predicted model, not a curated record. Gene Ontology annotation, molecular function: protein binding; structural constituent of ribosome. The transcript is spliced from 5 exons. The coding region runs from base 132 to 533 and encodes 133 amino acids.